Messenger RNA from Carcharodon carcharias (great white shark), 2676 nucleotides. RefSeq names its product coiled-coil domain-containing protein 50-like. The record is from RefSeq and is a predicted model, not a curated record. NCBI's taxonomy places the organism in Eukaryota, Metazoa, Chordata, Chondrichthyes, Lamniformes, Lamnidae. Bases 202 to 1362 code for a protein of 386 amino acids. The transcript has 12 exons.
GACAGCGGGAUUGAGAGAGAGAGAGAGAGAGAGAGACACACCGGGAGUAAGAGAGAGAGACACCGGGAGAGAGAGAGGGAGAGAGAGAGAGCCACCAGGAGCAGAGAGAGACACCGGGAGCAGAGAGAGAACCAGCCGCCGCCACCGCUUAAUUAUUUGGAUGAUCCCAAACCAAGUUCAAAGGUCAAUCCCAAACCGGCAAUGACUGAAAUCGCAAUUGAUCAGUCCAAUCUACCUCGGGUGCAGGAAGUGCGCCGUGGGUUUGCUGUCUUGGAAGAUGGGGCGUUGGCACACAACCUUCAGGAACAAGAGAUCGAACAGCAUUAUGCCUCAAACAUCGAGAAGAACAAGCUGGUCCGUCAGGAUGUGUGUGUGGCCAAGAAGCUGCAGGAUGAGGAGGAACUGGAGGCCAAACACUACAGCCGGGAACACCAGCAACAGAUUGAGGAGCUUGAUUCUCAAUAUGCCAAAGUUGUCCAAGAGGAGAUUGAGAAGCGUGCGGCAGAGAGUCUGCAACGAGAGGAGCAGGAUAAGGAAGUUGCCCGGAGGUUACAGGAGGAGGAAGAGCUGAGGAACCAGAGGAGAGUGGUGCUUGAGGCUGAACUGUAUGGAGCGGGUGAAGAGAUGCACAGGCACAGAGAGGAGAGGGUGUGGAGCAAGCACGAGCGAAACCCUCUGGACAGGGAAGUUGCACAGUUGAAUAUCAGAGAUUCUUACGAGAAUGACCAGGAGCAACUACAGCGAGAUGAAGCAUUGGCCCGCCUCUUGCAGGAGGAGGAGGAAGUGAGGAUGGUGCAGCUGAAAUCAAAGAGCCAAAGGAACCAGGAGGAGGAUUUCCGUACAGCCCAGGUGGCACAGGAUGAGGAAAUAGCGAAAUACAUUCAGAGGCAAGAACUGAAAGCCCACAAACAGUCCAAGGGGCUGGACCAGAAGCUGGCCAGGAGAGAGUAUUCUGAAGAGAGCAAUGAUUCCUCGGAGAGGAACAAGAGACGGAGUCGAGCAGACUCCGCUCGACAAGAGCGACUGAACUCGGAAGGGUUUCCAUCUCUGAGUGGUGAGCAGACCCCAGAGAGAGGAGAAUCUCCCACAGAACAGCUGCAAAGAACCAGGUGUUCAUUCCCCAGAAACAUUGCAGAGGAGCUGGAUCCAACCUUCAAAACCAAAAACACUGAGCACUCCUCUGACCUAUUUCCUGCUGUUCCACCAGCUUUGCCUCACCCCCGUGCUGUGCCACCAGACGGUUUCUAUGACUACCUGGACGAUUGCCCCGAGCCAACGUUUGUCCCGCCGACCAGGCGACAGGAAGAGAAGCUGGUGAGGCAGAAAUCGAAGGAGAAGAAGGAAGGAUGCAAGCAGCAAUGAGGGUGCCUGGGCUGUGGAACGGAUUGAAUGUGUUGGCCAGCCUAUGAAACCUCUGUUUUUAUAUAUACACACCCACACACGCACGCGCUCACGUAUUCUUCGUCAUGUAAGCUUCAGGUUUCCAGAGUAGACUUUGCUUGAAGCCCUCGUGAAAUAUUCGACCUGUGUUGUGCACCGUCGAACCAGGUGCCCCUUCACCCAUAGGCCCCAGCUGUGUUAUGAGACUGGUCUGGAACACAAGGCAGCUGGGUUAUGCUUCCAGUUCUGAAUUUGGUCAAUGCAAUCCUUCCUGCAGUUUGUUGCGGCUUCACGUCAGCAGUGGAAGAGGUGGAGGGAGGGAGCGCUCUCUGUGCAGUAACCAGCUUCGGGCCUCCAGCGAACCACCACCUGGCUUGGAGCAACUGGAAAAUGAUCACUUCAUUGCCGAAACUGGGUGGGUUGGAAUUUAAGGACAUUCUCCUCGCUCCCCCUUUUUUUUCCUGGACUCCCCAGGACUCAGGCAAAGAGACUGCUCUAUCAGGCUCCACACAGCUGGCCAGGUGUGCAAACUGCCUGUCACAGCUCUUUCCCGUGCGGUAGUGUUACUGUAAAAUCCUGUGUUACUGGAUGCGAGAGAUGUCAGUGCUAGGGAAUGUCACCUCCAGCAUCGAACCUUCCUGGGUGGGGAGGUUGUAACCGGACAGUCUUAGCUCCCGAGCCUCUUAAACUUGCCACCAGGAGCCUCCCAAGAGCAACACUAGAUUCCGAUCUUCCCAUUGGCCAAUGGGGAAAUGUACCACAUGGCCCAAGCUAGCCCAUCACUGUUAAACAUCAUGUUGCAAAGGAGAGCUGCAGGGAUUGAAAGUCUCCACCUCUCCAGUCAGGAUCUGUGUUCAGUGUUAAACACCCCAUCACAACCUCCGCCCACUGAGGGCUUUGGUGAUUUUACCCAUUCCGGAUAAUCACAGUUUUGAUCCUUAGUCUAUGCUAAAAGAGCUGAUUUCAGUUGGGUAAGCUGGAACUGCACUCACUAACCUGGGGACACUGACAAAAUCAGCCAGAGGUCCUGCUGCAUGUCACUAUACAAAGAUGCCAGCUUGAGGUGAAAAUAUGGAGCUAAGCCCCGAACGUUUCUGCAGCUUAGGUUUUAAAUAUUUUGUAUUCAAUAGAUAAAAUUGCAAGAAUUUCUAUCUUGAUCAUUACUUGAGACAGUUUGAUGGGGACAGUGUAGAGGGAGCUUUACUCUGUAUCUAACCCUGUGCUGUACCUGUCCUGGGAGUAUUUUUGGGGACAACGUAGAGAGAGCUUUACUCUCUAUCUAACCCCGUGUUGUAC